Molecule: messenger RNA, 462 nt
Organism: Pyricularia grisea
Lineage: Eukaryota; Fungi; Ascomycota; Sordariomycetes; Magnaporthales; Pyriculariaceae
Exons: 3
Coding region: 1-462 (153 amino acids)
Source: RefSeq, a predicted model, not a curated record
AUGAGCACGGCCGACGGUGAAAAGGUCAUACUGCCGCUCAGCUCUCUGUCAGGAGGUGGAAAGGACCCUCAACGAGCAACUCCCGCAACGGAGGACUGGGUCUUGCACAAGGUCGAGGCCACGCUUCUGCCCAUCUUCACCCACCGUCUCGGGCCGCAUCUUUGUCGGGCCGGAGCUGAGCCGCACGCCCCCGAGUACAUCGACCCCGUGCGCCACGUUACCAACAGCCUGAUGCGGGCGUUGACGCCCGAGCUGAAGCUGGUGAAGAUAUACCGCGACAACGCAGAUAAGAUCAUGAUGCCGGUCAUCAAGCGGAGAUGGGAGAUGUCCGACGAAAUGCUGCAGUGGAUGCUGGUGAAGGCCGAGAGAGGAAACAUUAGCGAUGGUGUCGUGUGCGAGCUGCAGCUCACGCUCAUCAUGUCCUCUAUCCAUAGUAAUGCCAGGGGAUUUACUGAUAUGUGA